Microsporum canis CBS 113480 is the source of this 732-nucleotide messenger RNA. RefSeq lists its product as hypothetical. The coding region runs from base 1 to 732 and encodes 243 amino acids. NCBI's taxonomy places the organism in Eukaryota, Fungi, Ascomycota, Eurotiomycetes, Onygenales, Arthrodermataceae. The record is from RefSeq and is a predicted model, not a curated record. Gene Ontology annotation, molecular function: L-ascorbic acid binding; iron ion binding; procollagen-proline 4-dioxygenase activity. Gene Ontology annotation, cellular component: endoplasmic reticulum. Gene Ontology annotation, biological process: peptidyl-proline hydroxylation to 4-hydroxy-L-proline. The transcript has 2 exons.
AUGGCGAAGAAAGAGAAACAGGCAGAGCCGUGUACGAAGGAAGCAAAGGUCAGGCCCGACUGGCCUCCUCUGCGCCCUCUGCCACCUACGUCCGGCCUCUCGCUCACCCCGAUCCUGCCAUCCCAGAUCUACAUCGUCCGGAAGCUCUUCUCCUCCGCCCUAUGCAAGGCCUACAUCUCCUUUCUCUCCACCCUGCCUCUCGCCACGACGCCGGGGAGACCGAAGAAAGACGAAGCCCUGCGCGUCAACGACAGGUUCCAGGUCGACGACCCUGCUUUUGCUGAGCGGCUGUGGUCCGGCACCGGUCUGAAGCAGCUGGUCGGUCGAGGUCGGGCUGACGGCGAGAGCGGAGCCGCAGACUGGGACGGAGAGGUGUUGGGUUUGAACCCGAAUAUUCGAGUAUAUCGAUAUACCGAGGGCCAGUUCUUUGGACCGCAUUACGAUGAAGCUGUUCCGGUGAGCUUUGGGACACCCCCCGUCCGGGCCAGGACGAGCUGGACGCUGUUGAUAUAUCUCAGUACGUGCUCCGGCGGGGAGACGGCGUUCUACCCUGAACCUGCAGCCGGAGCAGGUCGUAGGAAGGGCAAAGUCGUGGAGCCGGUAGUGGUGGGUAUGGAAGCCGGCAUGGCCCUGUUGCACCGGCACGGCGACGAGUGUCUACUGCAUGAAGGACGAGAGGUGACUGGUGGAGAGAAGUGGGUGAUUCGAAGUGAUUUGGUAGUUAAACGAUAG